UAGAACCCAAAAAUAAAGAAAACGAAAAACAAAAAACCCAAUAUAUUUCUAAAAAUACCGAACAGUUUCCACAAAAUUACAAACUGAGUCUUAACAGAGGAGCUGAGCUUCCCUUCUCCAUUUUCAUGGCCGCAAUUCCAGAGGCUUAAUAAAAAACGAGUCCCUCUUCUUUCUCAGACGUCUCCGAUCAGCUUCUUCUUCUUCUUUUCUUUGGUUUGUUUCGUUUCGUUUCGUUUCGGGAUUGGAGGGGGUUUGGUUUCUAAAAUAUGGUUCAGUUCUGCCUCAGGCGAAGAAUUCAACGGCGUAUGAUGAUUCUGCGGCGGUGCAUUCGUCGACUCAUGGAUCGACUCCUCAUGUCUUGCCUUAGAAAAACUGUCCGUUACAGGAUGCUUCCUCAAGCCAUCGCGUCGACUUCGCCUUCACCGGCUGUCGUGGAUGGUACUACUGAUUUCGAUUCCACUCAAGCUGUACCGGAGCUGGCUCCAGUACCAGUUCCGACUCCGGUGAUCAAUCGUGAGUAUGCAAUGGACUCGGAUUUGGUCUCCUUGAAGAUCAGUCUCUUGGGAGAUUCCAAUAUCGGGAAGACUAGCUUUUUGGAAAAAUACAUAGGUGAGGAGAAAGAAGAGGUUGUGAGGCAUGAAAAUGAGAAUGGAUUAAGCUCAAUUGAUAAGACAUUAAUCGUUGGAGAUGCUCGCAUUUCCUAUUCCAUUUGGGAAGUGGGAGGAGAUACGAAAUCUCAAGAGCAUAUGGGAUUUGCCUGUAAAGAUUCUGUAGCUAUUCUUUUCAUGUUUGAUCUGACAAGUCGGUGUACCUUAAAUAGUGUCAUUGGAUGGUAUCAACAAGCAAGGAAAUGGAACCAGACGGCAAUUCCAAUUUUAAUUGGAACAAAGUUCGAUGAUUUUAUCCAACUCCCCAUAGAUUUGCAAUGGACAAUAGCAAGUCAGGCAAGAUCAUAUGCCAAGGCAUUCAAUGCAACGCUGUUCUUUUCGAGUGCAACGUACAACAUUAAUGUAAACAAGAUCUUCAAAUUUAUCACGGCCAAGAUCUUUGACUUGCCAUGGACUGUGGAGCGCAAUCUCACUAUUGGAGAACCAAUCAUUGAUUUCUAGUGUUCUUUUUUUUUUUAACUUGUACAGUGAAGUCUUUCCAAUUCCAGGGGAUGUUACAAGGAUUACUACGAGUUGUUUCCUUGGAUGUUUUGGAGAAAGGCAGAGGCGGAGAGAGCCCACAUCUCCAUUCUGGAAUAACAUUUCGUCCCUCAACAGUAGAAAAAAGCUUAAAGAAUAAAAGUAAAAGAAAAAGAUCGAGCGUUAUUUACUCUAAAUAUACAGGAAAAAAAAAGUGAAGAAAAAACCCGUAUACUUGGCAAUUGAGUGUUGGAGAACCAUAUCAUUCAUUUUACUUUAAUUACCCAUAUGAGUCUCUUUUUUCUUUA
This is a messenger RNA of Humulus lupulus (European hop), 1435 nucleotides long. Its product is annotated as septum-promoting GTP-binding protein 1-like. Bases 267 to 1109 code for a protein of 280 amino acids. The transcript is spliced from 6 exons. Lineage: Eukaryota; Viridiplantae; Streptophyta; Magnoliopsida; Rosales; Cannabaceae. The record is from RefSeq and is a predicted model, not a curated record. Gene Ontology annotation, molecular function: GTPase activity; GTP binding.